Moneuplotes crassus is the source of this 1479-nucleotide messenger RNA. The record is from the annotation of a GenBank genome assembly. Lineage: Eukaryota; Ciliophora; Spirotrichea; Euplotida; Euplotidae.
AAAAUGGAUAGUGAGGACCACAAUCAAAUUCUAUCAAAACAGGCUGAUUUCCCUCUCAAAGGCCAAAACCCUAACCAAUCCCUCUAUCAGCACCAUGAAAAGUCAGAGUCAAAGAAGCAAGAAGGUGAAGAUCUGGAUUUUAUUAAGGAAAGAGGGGUGAAUAAAAGCAGCCAUGAAGGUUCUACACCCAAGAGGGAUUUAAAAAUAUCAGUAGAUGAUAGGACAAAUGUGUUUGGAGGAAGCCAAUUAUCUCCGAUAAAUAAGGAUAUGACUAUGAAGCAUCCUGUGAAACCAGUCACCAUAAUGCGGAAGUUGUCCCAUACCAGACUGGGAAGUAUGGAAAGAGGAAGAGUGAAGAGGGAAGCUAUUGAGAAUUUCCUUAAAACUCACUCUGGUUUUACAGAUAAUAUAAAUAAUGCAGGAAAGAUAAGAUAUGAUAGAGCAGGUUCUCCCUUGAAGAGAAGUGUAAUUGGGUCGGUGGAGAUAUACCAAAAGGAGAAGACUAAAAGGACCUCUAUGAAUAUGCCUGAAGUGUCGAUUGAAUCAGUCUCUAAGAGAAAAACAGCAAGAAGCAGAUUGGGAGAAUUUAACAAGAAAAGACCUAUAGAAGGGGUUAAAAAGGCUGAAAAAGUGUCAAAGUAUAUUAAAUCAAAUUUCUCUGACCAUCAAAUGCACGAAUUUAUUGAAAAUUACUACAUUAAGAGAAAAUCUAACCUUGAUGAACAAUCUUCUAUGUUCAGCACCACCAUGAAAUCUUUCGAUAGAGGCUCUUGCCUCUCCUUGGAUAGAGGAAACAAAGAUAACAGGUUCUUUGAGAAUUAUGAGAACAACAGGAAUAGGUGGAAGAAAUAUGCUAAUUUCUUAAGCAAGAAAGUUGGAAGACAAUCCCCUGAAAAUAGCCUCAUAAAUUCAUCUGAUUUUUAUUGUGAAAAUCUUCAGAAGAAAUCAGAUUUUGAUGAAGUCCAAGAGGCUAGUCUACAGAAGAGCUUACAUGGAUGGUAUGGAACUCUGAGACUCUCGCCUCUAGAUGGGAAAUUAAAUAGGAAUUAUAUCCCUGUUGGCAAGCAUGGAGAUAUUGGAGCAUCAGAAGUUCUCCAUAAUAAGAGUAAACUCCUUAUGAAAAAGCCAAAGGAUUUCUUUCUUUUCGGAAAUAAACCACUCAGCACUUCUAUUAUGGAUAGAAUUGAGAUGCAAAAGAAGACUUCUCAAGAACUCCCAUUCUUGGAUUCAAGGAAGAAACAUCUGCUUAAAACCUUAGCAAAGGGUGAGAACCAGAUCACUAACAUGAACGAGCUAUUUAUCAAGGGAAUUAACAAAUUUGAAAGCGAAGUUGAAUAUGGCUUAAGUAUCCCUGAAAACAAAAGAGUACUCUAUUUGAAUUCGGAGGAAAUGAAAAGUGAAAAAUUACGUCUCUCAACAAGUCCGGAAGAAAUCAUUGAAUCUCAUUUUGAAAGCAAGAUCCUUUAUUAGACCUCCAUA